AUGGCAACUAUUAUGGAUUUUUUAUUACGUCAAGGUUUAAAUGUUCCAGUUGGAUAUUCAUCAGUUGGUAGUCAAUCAACAUCGUCAUCAUCAACUUCAAUUCCAAUGGAUAGUUCAUUAAGAAAUGUUGAUUAUUUACCAGAAAUUGAUAUCACUGAAACCAAAGAUUCUUUAAUUAUUGAAUGUGAAUUGGCUGGUGUAUUAAAAGAAGAUAUCUCUAUUGAAGUAGCUGAAUCUAAAUUAAUUAUCAAAGGUGAUAAAAAGAGAUAUGCCUAUAGAAGACCAAAUCAAUCUUGGUCAUAUGAUGAUAAAAACCAAAUUUCACAAUCCUCUAAAAUCUCUGAACAAUCAAGUGGAGCUGAUCAAUGGCAACAUAGUAAUGAUCCAAAUGUAGAUUCUCAAUCAAAUCUAAAUAUGCCAUCAUCUAAACAAGAUCCAAAUGUUCAACAAUCUCGAGUUGGAAAUGUACCAGAAUCAAAAGUAAAUAGAAAUGACACUACUGAACCUAAUUUACCAUCUCAACCUUUCCAAUCUGAUAUGAAUCCAUCAUCAUCAUCAUCAUCAAUUGAAAAACAACAAAUCCCAAAUGUUAGUCAUCCAUCAUUUCAACAAUGGUCUGGUCAACCACAACCACAACAACAACAACAACAACAACAACAACAACAACAACAACAACAACAACAACAACAACAACAACAACAACCAUUUGAACAACAAUCACAACAACAAUCAAAUUUAAAUGAUCCUAUGCAAAGACAAGAUUCAAAAGAAAUUUCUCAACCAUCUGAAUUACAAAGAUCAAAUUUUGGCGAAUCAAGUGUAAAUCAACCAUCCUCUUCUUCUUCUUCUUUACUUGGAUCAGAUAAUAGUCAAUCAAAUGUUGAUUUACCAUCCUCAAGAUCUGUUGAACCACAAAGACCAAAUGUUAGUGAUUCAGAUACUAACCAAGGAUAUUCACAAUCUGUAGAACAAAGACUUGGUAAUACUCAACAGCAAUCAUCACAAUUACCACAACAACAACAACAACAACAAGAUCAACCAAGAUCAAAUGUAAAUGAACCUUCUUUUCAACAAUGGUCUUCUCAACAAGAUCAACAUAGAUCAAAUGUUAAUGAUCCUUCUUCUCAACAAUGGUCUUCUCAACCAUCUGAACAACAACAAAAAUCAAAUAUUAGUGAAUCAAAUGUUAGUCAACCAUCAUCUACACAAUUUGUUGAAAAUAUUCCAAGUAAUUUAGAACAAUUACCUCAACAAGAGCAACAAAGAUCAAAUGGAAAUGAACCUUCUUCUCAACCAUGGUCUUCUCAACCAUCUGAACAACAAAGAUCCAACAUAAAUGAACCUCCUUCUCAACAAUGGUCAUCUAAACAAGAUCAACAAAGAUCAAAUGUUAAUGACCCUUCUUCUCAACAAUGGUCAUCUCGACCAUCUGAACAACAACAACAACAACAAAAACCAAAUAUUGGCGAAUUAAAUGUUAAUCAAGCAUCAUCUGAUGUAUGUUCUGGUCCAUCAGUAUCAGAAACUAGAAAACAAUUUGAAGAAAACUAUCUUAAUGAACAACAAAGACAACCACAACAACAAGAUUUAAGUUCAUUACAUAAAGAUGAAAAGAAACCAUCGUCAUCAUCAGUUUCUCAAACUGCUCAAUUAUUUGAACCAAAUAAACGCGAAGAACAAAGAAAAGAUAAACCAGAAGAAAAGAAAUUCGAUUCUGAUAUAAUUAAAUCAUCUGAACCAACAAAUGUUGAAUCAAUUGAAAAUAAAGAUUGGAUACAACAAAAACCACAAGAACAACAACAAGAGCCAAGAGAAAUUUCUUCAACAGAAACAUCAAAUCUUCAACAACCAAUGGAAAGACAAAUCAAUACUGAAACUCCAAAAGAACAACAAGUAUCACCUCAACAACAACAACCUCAACAACAACAACAACCUCAACAACAACAACAACCUCAACAACAACAACCUCAACCUCAACAACAACAACAAGAAAGAAAAUAUAUCUCUGAAAGAACUUUUGGACAUUUUAAGAGAACAAUGGACCUUUCCAAGAUGUUAUAUCGUUUAAAUUUAAGAGAAGAAGUUCAAACUCAUUUCGUUAAUGGUCUUUUAAUCAUUAUACUCAAUAAGAAACCAUUUGAACCAUCAAUUAAAAUUCCAGUAAAUUAA
This is a messenger RNA of Dictyostelium discoideum AX4, 2169 nucleotides long. Its product is annotated as heat shock protein Hsp20 domain-containing protein. Bases 1 to 2169 code for a protein of 722 amino acids. The record is from RefSeq and is a predicted model, not a curated record. NCBI's taxonomy places the organism in Eukaryota, Evosea, Eumycetozoa, Dictyosteliales, Dictyosteliaceae. The transcript has a single exon.